Dinoponera quadriceps is the source of this 854-nucleotide messenger RNA. RefSeq names its product cytochrome P450 4C1-like. Gene Ontology annotation, molecular function: heme binding; iron ion binding; oxidoreductase activity, acting on paired donors, with incorporation or reduction of molecular oxygen. The transcript is spliced from 4 exons. Lineage: Eukaryota; Metazoa; Arthropoda; Insecta; Hymenoptera; Formicidae. Bases 436 to 834 code for a protein of 132 amino acids. The record is from RefSeq and is a predicted model, not a curated record.
UUUCGCGCGGUAAAUUUUUUCCUGUUGAUUCACAUAAUUAUUUAUAAUGUCACGAUAAAGAUAAAUUUAUGCGGCUAUUUUGUGCUGUUGAUUGAGCGCACAUAUAUAAAGAAGACAAUUUGAGUUUAAGAAUUUACUUUACUAAGACGGAUCAUGAGAAAUACGUCGAUUGAAGUCUGAUUAGUUAAACAAUAAAUUCAAAAGCGCAAGAAGUAAUCGCAGCAGGCGAGAGUUAUUGGUGGUAUUGUAUUUUAUUUUGUAGGGAUAUCGCGCAAUAACAUUUACGUUGGAAAUUAUUCAAGAAAUGAUGCUAAUCAUAAUUUUAUAUAUAUUUUAGGUACCAAGUGGCACUCACGACGUAAAAUACUGACGCCUGCAUUUCAUUUCAAUAUAUUGCGAAAGUAUGUUGAUGUUUUAAUUGAGGAGGGACAACACAUGACCAAGACUUUAAAAGAUGUCGGUGAGACUGUUGAAAAGGAUGUAUUAACAUUUGCUUCUGAACAUACGCUGAAUGCAAUAUGUGAAACUGCCAUGGGUACCUCUCUGCACGAUCUUAAUGUAGCCAAAGAAGAAUAUCGAGAGAAAAUUCGACAAUUGGAUUCUCUUCUUGUUUAUAGGUUAUUGAGGCCCUGGCUCCUUUCCGAGUGGUUAUGGAAUUUGUCGUCCGCGGGCAGAUUGGAAAAGAAACUACUAUACCACUUUCAUGGAUUCACCGAAAAAAUCAUUGCGGAAAGAAAACUUUAUCACGAACGUACGAACGGUCGAUAUUUGCAAACUAUUGAAGACGAUAAUGUGACAGAAACAGAUGAUGUAGAAAUAUAUGGAAGUACGUAAGUGAAAUAUAAAUUUCGACA